Molecule: messenger RNA, 836 nt
Organism: Athalia rosae (coleseed sawfly)
Lineage: Eukaryota; Metazoa; Arthropoda; Insecta; Hymenoptera; Athaliidae
Gene: mRpL42
Product: 39S ribosomal protein L42, mitochondrial
Exons: 2
Coding region: 438-800 (120 amino acids)
Cellular component (GO): mitochondrial large ribosomal subunit
Source: RefSeq, a predicted model, not a curated record
GGAGAGGGACGGAGAUUGGAGAAAGUUCAGUAUUUUUUUUUAAAGCGAUUGCGAGAGGUAAAAUUGGGAGAAUUAUCUAUAAAAGUCUGAAUGCAAAAAUGUAAAAUUAAUAAUAUCUUCUCCGGACUAGCUUUUGUAUCGCUAUACUUGUAAUCGUAAUCAUACUCCGGACCACAUAUUCUAUUUGGAUUUUCUACACGACGCAUUUAACACUGUUCUUCACGGAGCCUUGAAUAUUGAGCUGUAGAAUAUCGUGCUUUGUCGGAAACAGCAGGGUUGGAGAAUUUUAAGUCAGUGAAAAGUGUAAAAAAAAACAUCCUUUAAUCUAGCACAGCAGGAGAGGCAUCUUUAGCAAAACACGUUCUCUGCGUAACGAGUCAGUAAUAACCUGAUUCAUUUCUCGUUACCAAGUAGCGUGAGCAUCCUUAAAGUUUCAGAUGAACCUACAGAGGUUAUGUCUCUUGCGUUCGCUGCUUGCGGUGCGGUCGAUUCAGAGCUCUGCGUUGAAAUAUUCAGUAUCAGAAGUAGUAGUAGUCGCAGAUGAUGGUACUAUUGUAUGCUGUCAUCCUGAACAGCAAGUGCCGUACGAAUGUACAAAACUUAUACCAGCUCAAAAACCAGUAGAUAGCUCAUUACUUAGUAGCAAAGCAAAGGAAGCUAUGGCCAUUUUCCGACAACAACAUCCAGAGGCAACUAGAGAAGAGCUGGCAAAAAUCACAUUUACCACUAAACAUAGGUGGUACCCAAGAAGUAGGGAUAAAAGAGCAAAAAAAACAGUCUCUGAUAGAGAAUAUUUGUAAAAGAAAUUCAAAUAAAUAGUUGUUCUUUAAGAGAUA